Messenger RNA from Kwoniella shivajii, 1701 nucleotides. RefSeq lists its product as uncharacterized. Gene Ontology annotation, molecular function: protein binding; U3 snoRNA binding. Bases 1 to 1701 code for a protein of 566 amino acids. NCBI's taxonomy places the organism in Eukaryota, Fungi, Basidiomycota, Tremellomycetes, Tremellales, Cryptococcaceae. Gene Ontology annotation, cellular component: small-subunit processome. The transcript is spliced from 6 exons. The record is from RefSeq and is a predicted model, not a curated record.
AUGCCUGACCCGUUCUUUCAAUCUGAUAAGAAGCGAAAAAGACCGAAUAGAGCUGGUCCUUCCCGAGCAAAUGGUGGCGAAGGACGACCAUUGCCCUACGGAAAAGGUCAAAAACCCAAAUCGUCCAGACGAGUAGAAAAAGAUGAAGAGCUUUCAUCUGAUGCUGAGGGAGAGGGAGGAGGUGGAGAUUUAGAUUCCAUGGAUUUCCGAGCUGGGAGGGAAGAUAUAGCAUUCAGUGACGAAGAGCUUAUCAACGAGAAUGAGACUGCUGCCGAGAAAAGAGUCAGAUUGGCUAAAGGAUAUCUAGCAAAGAUCAGAGAUGAGGUGGAAGCUGCCAAUGCUGAUACCAACUAUGAUGCUGCUGAAAUUGAUCGAGAAUUGAUUGCUUCAAGAUUAUUGAAGGAUGUUGCUGAACAAUCAGGCAAAAUUCAUCUACUCAUUGCUCCUCAUGCUACUUCCGCCUCUACUCGUUUCUUACCUACUUCACCACACGUUCCGACAUCUGCAGCUCUCACACCCAAAUACCUAUACGUUUCAACAAAACGAGGAUCAAUCAUUCGAUAUGCCACUUCAACCCUCAAAAAAAUUGGCAAACCAUUUGGUCAGGCAGCUGGCGAAGGAGGUGGGCAUAAAGGUGAGAUAUUAUGUGUAGCGGCAAGUGAAGAUGGCAAAUUCAUGGUAACUGGAGGAAGAGAUAAGACUAUCGGUGUUUGGAAUGUACAAGGCGAUGAACCCGUUUGGAUGACCGCUUUGAAGGGUCAUAAGGAUGCUGUCACUUCGAUUGCUAUACCACCAUUAAAUAACCCAUCUCAUCACAUCCUUUCAGCGUCUCUAUCACGUCAUUUAGCACUUCAUUCAUUGGCGACAUUAUCAGUGAUAGAUACUUUCUUCGGACAUCAAGAUUCCAUACCAUCAGUAUCGACACUAAAGCCUACUUUGGCUGUGACAGCCGGAUCGCGCGAUAGGACCUGUAGAUGGUGGAAGGUUGAAGAAGAAGUGCAACUCGUCUUUAGAGGUGGAGGCAAAACUAAAUCCGAUCAAAGUGGCUUAUUACCUGAGGAGAGGAAAGAGAGAUUGGGUGGUGGUUGGACAGAAGGUGCUGAACCUCAAAAAGAUAGAAAAGGGAAAGGAAGAGGGAAGGAAUUCGUUGAAGGUAGCAUUGACGUAGUGGAAAUGCUGGAUGAUCAGCAUUUCAUCUCUGGAGGUGACAGUGGAUCGAUAUCACUCUGGCACACAGGGAAGAAAAAGCCCAUAUUUACUCAAUCAUUCGCUCAUGGCCUUUCAGAUUUAGUAGAAAGUGAAGAGCAUUCUCUUACCGGUCCACGGUGGAUCACUGCCUUGGCUGGAUUGAGAGGAACGAAUCUUUUCGCAUCAGGCUCAUAUGACGGGCAAAUCCGAUUUUGGUCUCUUGAUCCCUCAAUGAAGAAUUUCACAGCUCUACCGCUCACCAUCCCAACUAGAGGCUUUGUCAAUUCCAUACAGCUCCUCUCGUAUCCAAGUACCACGAUACAGGCAUCUUCUUUCUCUGAUGCAGUUGCUCAAAAUGACCAGACAGGGAAGAAAAAGAGCGAAAUAUAUAUCGUGUCUUCUGUAGGACAAGAACCUAGAUUGGGUCGAUGGAUGAAUGACAAAGGAGCUAAGAAUGGAAUACUUGUAGGACGAGUUGAGCUGGAUGAGGAUGGAAUGAAGAUGAUGAUCUAA